AGAAACGCCUAUCUAGAGGCAUCUCCCAUGCCAGCUCGUCCAUUGUUUCCUUGGCCCGGUCGCAUGUCUCCACCAAUGGCAGUGGCGAUCAUCCACUAGAGAUGCCAUUGUGCACCUUCCAGCUGCCUGACCUGACCGUGUACAGUGAUGACUUCCGCGGCUUCAUCGAGCACGAUCUCAUUGAGCAGUCCAUGCUGGUGGCCUUGGAGCAUGCCGGUCGCCUGAACUGGUGGAUACAGGUGGACCCGUCGUACCAGAGGCUCCUUCCUUUGGCCACUACAGGAGAUGGGAACUGCUUGCUGCAUGCAGCCUCCCUUGGGAUGUGGGGCUUCCACGACCGAGACCUCAUGCUGCGCAAGUCUCUCUACACUUUGAUGGACAAGGGCGCCGAGAAAGAGGCGCUGAAACGCAGGUGGAGGUUCCAGCAAACUAUGCAGAAUAAGGAGUCUGGCCUGGUCUACACUGAAGAGGAGUGGCAGAAAGAGUGGAACGACUUAAUAAAGCUUGCCUCCAGUGAGCCACGGAUGCAUUAUGGCACCAACGCUGGCAAUGGCGCAGGGACUGAAACCUCGGAGGAGCCGGUGUACGAGAGCUUGGAGGAGUUCCACGUCUUUGUACUUGCACAUGUCCUCAAGAGACCCAUUGUGGUGGUGGCAGACACCAUGCUGAGGGAUUCCGGUGGAGAAGCCUUUGCUCCUAUACCCUUUGGGGGCAUCUACCUUCCCCUGGAGGUCCCACCCGCCAAGUGCCACAGCUCCCCACUUGUCCUGGCCUAUGACCAAGCGCACUUCUCUGCCCUGGUGUCCAUGGAACAGAACGAGCAAAGCAAGGAACAAGCGCCUUUCAUCCCCUUGACGGACUCUGAGCACAAGUUACUACCAGUGCACUUUGCUGUGGAUCCUGGCAAGGACUGGGAGUGGGGCAAGUACGACUCGGAUAAUGUUCGACUGGCAAGUGUCACAUUAUCUCUGGAAGCCAAGUUAAAUCUAUUACAUAAUUACAUGACGGUCACCUGGCUUUCUCUGCCGUGCGAGACGCAGGCUCCUCUCGCCCAGCCAGAGUCACCAACGGCAUCCGCCGGGGACGAGGCAAGGUCUGCCGCAGAAUCUGGAGAGUCAGACAAAGAGUCUGUAUGCAGCAGCUCUGCAAGCAACGGAGGCAGCAAGACUGGGAAAGAGAAGGACAAGUCCAAGAAGGAGAGAGACAAAGAGAAGGAGAAGAAGAGAGCAGAUUCGGUGGCCAACAAGCUGGGCAGCUUUGGCAAGAGCUUGGGGAGUAAAUUGAAGAAGAACGUGGGUGGACUGAUGCACAGCAAGGGCAGCAAGUCUGGCAUGACCAAUGGACAAGGCGACACGCUUGAGAAGAAAAAGAAAGGCUCGCUUAAGGGUCGGAAAGGGAGCAAAGACGACUCAUCCCAGGGGGACUUGUCUACGUCGUCUGAGAAAUCUUCUGGCAAAUCGGCGUCUGACAAAAGCCAGGGUGACCCUUACAAGUACAGCAACGACGUCAAGCUAAGUCUCAGCAUCUUGCGGGCGGCCAUGCAAGGCGAGCGCAAGUUUAUCUUCGCCUGCCUGUUAAAAACCAGCGAGCGCCAGCCGUACCAAAAGCAGAUGAUCCAUAGGUAUCUGACCGAUGCUCAUGAGAGGUUUGUAGCAGAGCAGAAGCAGAGAGAGGCCGAGAAAAAGACUCUGAACUGCGGCACAGCCAAUCGGUUGGAGCAAGACACGUUGCAACCUAAAGCGGAUGAUUUGCUUCCGUUGCCCACCUAUGCCCAGGCAACUGGUAACUAUGGAAUGGCGGGCAUGGACUAUGGGGUGAAAGCAGCGCUACCUUCCAGUUACUCUGGAGGAUUUACCAUCCCAAGACCUUCCAUUGUGAACACUGACGGUGCUCCUAGCUACCAGGACAAUAGAAGGCAAGUUGCAGGUGGGUCUUGUAACGGCAUGCCCUCUUAUGUCACUCUCCCCCGGCAACCUGUACAGGGUCGGCCUAAUGCCUACCAGGCCGGCACGCUACAAGCGGGCGGCCAUUCUCCCUCAGAGACGGAGCUUCCUCCGGUCUACCCCGCAGACAUUGAGCAGACGGUCUGUGUCACGCACAGCAACGGCUACAGAGAAUACACCACCGACCCUGCCCCCGUGUCCAGAGCCGUGUCCUCUGACGGCAGCAAAACCCGGACACUCUAUAAUGUCCAGCAGACCAAGUGUAAGCAAGUUCACUGCACUUUUUACGGACACCCCGAAACGGGGAACUACUGCUCAUGUUGUUACAAGGAGGAACUGAGGCGGAAAGAGAGGGAGAAAGAGGCUUUAAUACACAGGUUCUGAGGCUC
Molecule: messenger RNA, 2332 nt
Organism: Nanorana parkeri
Lineage: Eukaryota; Metazoa; Chordata; Amphibia; Anura; Dicroglossidae
Product: OTU domain-containing protein 7B-like
Exons: 9
Biological process (GO): protein K48-linked deubiquitination; protein K11-linked deubiquitination; protein deubiquitination involved in ubiquitin-dependent protein catabolic process
Cellular component (GO): nucleus; cytoplasm
Molecular function (GO): DNA binding; zinc ion binding; K63-linked polyubiquitin modification-dependent protein binding
Source: RefSeq, a predicted model, not a curated record